Arachis stenosperma is the source of this 1331-nucleotide messenger RNA. RefSeq names its product LOB domain-containing protein 41-like. Bases 167 to 1096 code for a protein of 309 amino acids. Gene Ontology annotation, biological process: regulation of gene expression. The transcript has 2 exons. The record is from RefSeq and is a predicted model, not a curated record. NCBI's taxonomy places the organism in Eukaryota, Viridiplantae, Streptophyta, Magnoliopsida, Fabales, Fabaceae.
AAUAAGAAUUAGAAAUGAUAAGAAACAGCUGCCUCAAAAAUCUAGGGACUCUAUCUCUUCCAACCUCACACCACACACGCAUAUAUAAUAAACUUUUUCUCUAAAGCUUCUUCACUUAUAUUACCUCACAGAAAGACAAGAAGAAGAGAAAAUCGAUCAGGUGAAAAUGCGGAUGAGCUGUAAUGGAUGCAGGGUGCUGAGGAAAGGGUGUAGCGAGAAUUGCAGCAUAAGGCCAUGUCUUCAGUGGAUAAAGAGCCCAGAGUCACAAGCCAAUGCCACCGUCUUCCUCGCCAAGUUCUACGGCCGCGCCGGCCUCAUGAACCUCGUUAACGCUGGCCCCGAACACCUUCGUCCAGCCAUUUUUCGGUCCUUGCUGUACGAGGCAUGCGGGAGGAUAGUCAACCCAAUCUACGGUUCCGUGGGCCUAUUGUGGUCGGGUAGCUGGCAGCUCUGCCAGGCGGCUGUUGAAGCCGUCUUGAAAGGCGCGCCAAUCACUCCCAUCACCUCCGAAGCUGCCGCCAACGGCCGGGGCCCACCACUUAAAGCAUACGACAUACGCCACGUCACCAAGGACGACUCUAACUCCGCCCUCUCCACUCACAACCCCAGCCACCCACUCAAGACUCGCUCACGCAAGCGAUCACACUCCCAGCCCAAGCCCAAGCCCAACGCUCAGAAAUUAACAACCACCGCCACUACAACUACCACCGCGUUGCUGAACGUUGACGAGGUCGUCAACCAUUCCGCCAGUCUGGAUCACGAGUCGUCGCUGAGUCACCAGUCCGAGUUGGCCACCGCCGCGGAAGGAGGAGGAGAGAGCAAAGAGAGAGAGAGCGAGAGCAUCGUGUCGGUCGAGACUACCGCUGAGGCUGCUUCGGUUCUUUUCCGUGACGAGCCGGAGUCCAACCGGAAGCCCGUUGAGCGAACCGAUGAGGACCGAACCGGGCUUGGUCUAGACCUUACGCUUGGGUUCGAACCGGUUUCUUCUUCGGCGCGUGCGGAUCACGUGGUUCCCGUUAAGAAGAGGAGGUUCGAUUUGAAGGAUUAUGGUGUUGGGUCGGGUGAGAUGGGGCUUGGGCUUGAAUGCCCGGCUUGAGUGGUGAUGGUCCGGGUCAGCUCAAUCAGUUUUGACUCAGUCAAUCGGCUUUUGUUUUGUUUUAGUUUUUUCCUUUAACCUUUUUUUAAUUAGUUUUUGUUUUUAAGGGGUUAUUGUUAACCCUUUCUUCUUGUGAAUGUGAGUGAUGUACAAACUACAAACAUGGAUGCUAAUGGUAUGUAGAGGAAAAUUUACAUCUUCAAAAAUGACAACCUUUAGUUGUCCAUAUAUGUUA